UAGUCAUCAUGAUGUUAACAAUAAUCAGUGAUUGAAUGGUGAAGGGAGAUGAUACAAGCUUUAUGGCGGAUGCUAUUCUACUAUACAACACUGCUUGGAUUGACUUUAGCGAUAUGCGAGCUCCCAGAAGACAGAUGCCAAAUGGACAAAAUAAAAUUCAGUGGAACACAGAUAGUUAAACUUGCUGCUAGAGACUUUAACGCGUGUGCAAUGUAUUGCAUGUGGUCUGAAGAUAAGUGUAAUGGUAUUUCUUUUGAGUCGUUUGAAGAAGAAGGAUCCUGCAUAUUAUUCUCUGAAGUUAAUGAUACUGACUGUGAGGUGAACCAACUGAACUGGAAGUCUUCCUACAAAUGGCAAUGCUAUUCUUCACAACCAGGUGUUUUAUAUAAGUGGGAAAUGUUCCCAGAUAAGUUACCUGAUAACCUCAAGCUUGCAGUGAAUGGAUCAUAUGGAAUGACAAAGGGGUCUGAUGUGAUCUUGAACUGCGCUAUUCCGAGGUUGAAUGAUCUGUUUAUCAACACGGAUAUAACUUACAGAUGGUACAAAAGAACACUUCUUGACGAAACAAAGAUUGAAGUGACUUCGAGUGACCAAAAAUUACGUUUGAAUUCAGACCAUAGUGAUGAUGGAUUCUAUAGCUGUGAAAUUGUUGUAUUUUCAAUUAUCACCAUAAGAAGUCCAGAAAGAUAUCUCUAUGCAGUCUGCAGUAGCGAAGUUAAGGGUCGGAUCAAAGGAGUUACCUGCUCUUCGGGUGCGACGGAAAGUUUGAACAUUACGUUUCCACCGUCAGCCGAGAAUUUCAUAGAAAAGACGUUCAUGCUCAACUUAAACCCGGAUUUGAAUCAGCUGAAAUCAAGUGUUGAGCCACUAUUUAAAGAGGGUGAGAUAUUGCGAGAAAAAGAGAAGUAUAUGUUUGCUUCACACAGUGUACCCUCCAAUGCUCGUAUUGGAGACACUCACUUAGAUUUCCUCGCCGUCAAAGGGGAAAAUUGUAGCAAGUACAAGUUACUGAACUGCAACUUCGAAAAUGUUGCUCUUGGUGAAAAGGAUACGUCAUGUGACGGGAUUAAAGCUCAUUGCAAGCUUAAAUCUCUUUCCAAGACUACAUACUGGAUAAACGACACAAGGUCGGACUGCAAGCUAAAAAAGAUAAGCAACCUUACCCUGGAUUCCAUCAACGUGUUAGAAGGAGAACUAGUAGUAGUAAAUUGGACAUUGAAACAACAUACACGUUGUCUAGUGUACUCACAGUUACUGCUACAACAAUUUAAGGAUAACCAAUCUUAUUUUGAACAUGACGAUAGACUGCACGGUGUUAUGAUCAUAUUGACUCAGAUGAGCUCCUCAACGAAUGUUUCUAUUGAGUUGCGGAAAAAAGCGAAAGACCUAAGACUAGCCUUCAUGAAAAAUGUUCAAUCGGACUGCAAGCUAAAAAAGAUAAGCGACCUUACCCUGGAUUCCAUGAACGUGUUAGAAGGAGAACUAGUAAAUUUGACAUUGAAACAACAUACACGUUGUUUAGUGUACUUACAGUUACUGCUACAAGAGAUGCUACAAGAAUUUAAAGAUAACCAAUCUUAUUUUGAACAUGGCGAUAGACUGAGUCUGAACGGUGUUAUGAUCAUAUUGACUCAGAUGAGCUCCUCGACGAAUGUUUCUAUUGAGUUGCGGAAAAGAGCGAAAGACCUAAGACUAGCCUUCAUGAAAAAUGUUCAAUCGGACUGCAAGCUAAAAAAGAUAAGCGACCUUACCCUGGAUUCCAUGAACGUGUUAGAAGGAGAACUAGUAAAUUUGACAUUGAAACAACAUACACGUUGUUUAGUGUACUUACAGUUACUGCUACAAGAGAUGCUACAAGAAUUUAAAGAUAACCAAUCUUAUUUUGAACAUGGCGAUAGACUGAGUCUGAACGGUGUUAUGAUCAUAUUGACUCAGAUGAGCUCCUCAACGAAUGUUUCUAUUGAGUUGCGGAAAAGAGCGAAAGACCUAAGACUAGCCUUCAUGAAAAAUGUUCAAUCAGAUGAGAAUGACUUGACAACCACUCACGGAGAGAAGGUUACUGUGGUCUUAUGGGAAGUUAAGUUUCCUCUAGAAAAGGAAGAAACACUUGAUUUUCCUAUGGCAGAGGGGGUAAAAGAGACUGAAAUAAAAAUCACACUGCCAAGGAGCCUCAAUAACAUAACUGCUCUCGCGGGGUCUCAAUCUUUUAUAGUCUCCCUAUACCAUGAUCCUGAAACUGAUUUCAAUAGCAAUCUAGAAGAUAAACGUUACAUCUCGAAAUUGGUAGAUGUUGAGCCGCCAAACGAGUUACCUAGUUAUCUAAAGAAGGAUCAAGAGAUCUCAAUCGGAAUUAGGCUAACUAAUAAGAACAAGUUUAGUUUGUAUUACAACCCUCUGUGCUAUUGGUAUAAUGAAACAACGCUCUCUUGGACGACUGAUGGAUCAGUUACGACAACAUUUACAGACGACAGUACUUUGGAAUGUAACACGACUCAUUUGACUGCAUUAUCUAUACAAUUGGGCAAGGGACUAGACGCCCCGCACGACCGCAUACUAUCCUACCUAACCUACGUGUGCGGGGGAAUGUCGUGUCUUGCUCUAGUGCUCACUCUCAUAGCCCUCACUUGGUUCAAGGACAUCAGACGGUCUCCUUCUAACAAGAUUCACAUCUGCCUGGCUACAACCAUGUUACUUGCCAUGCUCCUCUUCCUGGGAGGAGCAAAACAUUAUGAUGGCAUGAACGAGCACCUCUGUAAAGCUAUAGCUAUAGUUCUGCAUUACUUGUGGUUAACUGUGCUUAUGUGGACUGUGGUGGAAUCUUGCAAUCUCUGGUUGCUCUUCAUCAGGAUCCUUCAAGCUAGGAGCUCCAGAUUUAUAAUGAAAUCAGCGAUAUCGGUAUUUGUGAUACCGGGACUGAUUGUUGGUUUAACAGUCGGAAUAUCUUAUGACAGUUAUACUGACGAGACAGUUUGUCUGCUUCGGAAUUCCAACGAGAGCACCAUACCAAUGCAAUACUACGUUUUCUAUGCUCCAAUUGGUGUAUCGAGUAUUGUUAACUGGGGUAUCUUCAUCUAUGUUAUGGCCAAAAUCUGCAAGAAAGGAAGAUACCAGCAUUCCGAGAGUGAAAUACAGAAAAUAAUCUCAAAGUUGAAGGCUGUUUGUACUUUGUCGUGUGUUUUGGGUCUCGCCUGGGUGCUGGGGUUUCUGGUGUUCGACCAUCCCGCUAAUAUUGCAUUCCACUAUCUGUUUACUGUCUGCAAUACUCUGCAAGGAGUCCUGAUUUUCAUCUUUCACUGUGCAAUCAAACCGGACAUUUACCAGAAGUGGUCGUAUUUCUUCCGUAACAUUGGGAAGAAAUCUAAAAAUAAACCCAGUAGCAGCUCCCACUUUCCACUUGGAGACCAGUCAGGGCACGAUUUAACUCCUCCGGGCGACCCAGUUCCCAGCAAUUUAGAGUUCCUUGAAGCUCAAUAAUCUAACACUAAUGUCUAACAGUCCAGAAAUCAAUUAUACCGAGAAGUUCAAUGCUCAGACAAAGAUAAAAGAUACAGUGGCAGCUCAAGAAACUAACACUA
Messenger RNA from Bolinopsis microptera, 3575 nucleotides. RefSeq lists its product as uncharacterized. The coding region runs from base 49 to 3474 and encodes 1141 amino acids. Gene Ontology annotation, molecular function: G protein-coupled receptor activity. Gene Ontology annotation, biological process: adenylate cyclase-activating G protein-coupled receptor signaling pathway; cell surface receptor signaling pathway. Gene Ontology annotation, cellular component: plasma membrane. The record is from RefSeq and is a predicted model, not a curated record. Lineage: Eukaryota; Metazoa; Ctenophora; Tentaculata; Lobata; Bolinopsidae. The transcript has 22 exons.